AAAGACAAUCUAAGGAGAAAUCCAUAGCUAUGAAUGCUUGAAUUAAAACAUUGAGAUUACCUCAAAUUAAUAAUCUAAUGAUGUACCUCAAGAACUUAGAAAAACAACAAUCCAAACUCCAAGAGCAAUAGAUGCCAAGAAAUAAUAAUAAAAUGAAAACUGAAUGGAUGAUAUAUGGAAUCCACUGAGAAACCCACAGCCAAUCCAACAAAAAGAAGGCAAGAAAGAAGAUCCAAAGUAGUAAAUCUGGAGAUGAAAGAGAUUACUAUAGAUUAAAAUAAUAUCUCAAUAAUCAUUAGGGUGUGUUUUCAAAAUUUACAUUCCAAACAACUACAUAACAAAGAAAAAAAUUGAUGAAUUCCUAGAUGUAUAACUUACCAAAAUUAGAUCAAGGAGAAGCAAACAUAUCAAGCAGAACCAUAACAACCUCAUUAGAUUGAGCAGUAAUAAAAAAUCAACCAAAGUUCAGGAUUCACUGCAGUAUUCUAUCAAACCUUUAAGGGAGAGCUAAUACCAAUGCUUUCUUGAACCGUUUAAUAAAAUAGGGAAAAAACACAGCCAGACUCAUCCAUGAAGCCAAAUUUGCACAAAGACACAACAGCAUGAAGAAAGAAAUUGUAAAUCAAUUUUCUUGAUGAGAAAAGUCACAAAAUUUCUGAAUAAAACAAGUAAAAUGCAUUCAAGAACAGAUUAAGAUGGCAUUAAAAAAAGUUGGUUUCAUUCCACAGAAGCAAGUUUGUUUCAAUAUAUGCAAAUUAACAUAUAUAUAAAUAAUAUUAUGUGUAGGACUAUAUUCAUAUCUUUAGGAAGGGAAACCACAUUGUUACUUUAAUUAAUGCAGAAAAAUUCUUUUAUACAUUUCAAUUUCCCUCCAUAAUAAAACCUUCAAUGAAAUGGAGAUAGAAGGAACCUAUAUUAACAUAGUGAAUGUUACAAAAAGAAACCAUGUGUAACAUACUGAAAAUGGAAGAAACCUUUAGUCUUCAAAAAUGUGAGAUGAAACAAGAAUGUCUACUCUCUCAACUAUCACUCAGUAUAGUGUUCAGAAUUUUAGCUAGGGCAAUAAUAUCAAGAGAUAGAAGGAAUAUAAAUAGGGAAGGAAGAAGUCAAAUUAUUCCUUUUUGCAAAUAUCAUUUUAUACUUAAAAGGUUCCCCCAGAAACUAUUAGAACUCAUAAAUAAUUCUAUCAAACUAAUAAAGAACAAAAUCAAUAUUUAAAACAGUAUCUUUUCUACAUACUAGUAGUGAACUUGAAAAAACAGGAAUCAGAAAAACCACAUUCAUAAUAGCUUUUUAAAAAUCCUCUAAACAAACUGAACCAAGGAAGUGUAAGAACUCCAAAUGAAAAGUUGAAACAUUGAGGAAAGAAUUUGAAGACAUUAAAAGAUGGAAAACUCUCCCAGGCUCAUGUGUUAGCAAAAUUAAUGCUGUACAAGCAAUUAUAUUAAUCAAAAGAGAAAUGUCCUUCAAUAUCUCAAUGACAGUGUUCAUUGAACUAUAAAACCACCGUAAAUCCAUAUGGAAGCACAAGAUCUUGAGAAUAGCAAGAGCAUUUUUUGUGCAAAAAUUUUUUAUGCUGGAGUCAUCACAAUGUUAUCUCAAAUUAUAUUACUGAGCCUUAGUAACAAAAAGCAUGUAGCACAGGCAGAAAAACAGAUACAUAGAUCAGUUGAGUAAAAUAGAAGAACACAAAAACACACUAGUAUGACCGUCUAAUUUUUUGACAAACGUAUCAAAAACAAACAAAAAUAAAGGGUACUGGUAAAAUUAGAAUUCCCUGUGUGGAUAAAUGAAAUGAGGUCCACAUUUGUCAUCCCACAUGGAAAAGCAAGUAAAAAAAUAAUCAAAGACCUUAGUAUGAGUUCAGAAACCUUGAAACUUCUAGAGGAAAUCACACAUGAAAAUUUAAGAGGUCAAAAUACAAGAUUCCCAGGUCAGUUCCAGCUCAAUUCCUCCAAGUCCUGUGUCCUAAGUCAAUGAUGUCUUCAAAAGUAGUGUCUUAGUUUUAAGUUCUAAGAGACAACGAUGGGCAGAAAUAGCUUGUAUUGUGUUUGAAGUCUCUCAAACUCCCCUGAUCAACAAUUCCAAUGAAGACUCCACAUGCCUGGUACUAGGGUUUCUCUUAGAUAGUGUAUGGCCUUGGGGGACAUUAUCCCUCCAAGUAGUGUAACUUCAUUUAAAUUAUUUAUGUAUGCAUAUACUCACACUUAUAUAUUUUAAAGUAAACAGAAAAUAAUCAACCUUAAUGUUUUUUGUACCCCUUCCUCUCUUUCCCUCUGUUUUGCCUUCCUUUCCACUCCCCAACUAAGAAUCCUCCUGUUUUGCCUAUGUUCCCCUUCAGAGCAACUCUACCCUACAGUGCCCCUCUUCCACUCACCACGAUCCUUUUUUACUUUCCCUGUUUCUGUGGCAGGACACAUCACCUAAAUAAGGCUUGCACAAUGCCAACAAGAGCUGAUGUGCCAAUGUGGAUGGGGAAAUCUCAUGAGGCCCCCACUUUAGAUGAAGUCAAUUAUUGAUGGCUGCUAAGAGAAGGAGAAUCAGUCUUCUCCAUGGAUGAGCCACAUGAUUGGUUACUCAGUCUCCAGUGGAUAGCCCUAAAUAUGUAACACUAAAUAUACUCAACAUGAAGCCAUUAUCAUCUCAGGAACUGAAAUGGCCAAACAAAUUCAAAAAGAAAUCCAGCAAGGUGUGGAAUCAUGGAUUGCUCUCGGGAACAGGAGGCCCCACCUCAGUAUCCUUUUAGUGGGAGAUAACCCAGCAAGCCACACCUACGUCAGGAAGAAGAUAAAAGCUGCUUCCGCUGUCGGUAUCUGCAGUGAACUCAUUCUAAAGCCAGAGACUGUUUCUCAGGAGGAGCUUUUGGAUGUCACUGAUCAACUGAACAUGGACCCAAGAGUCAGUGGUAUCCUAGUUCAGCUACCCCUUCCAGACCAUGUGAAUGAAAGAACAAUAUGCAAUGGAAUUGCCCCCGAAAAAGAUGUAGAUGGAUUUCAUAUUAUCAAUAUUGGAAGACUGUGCCUUGAUCAGCAUUCUCUGAUACCCGCCACUGCCAGUGCUGUUUGGGAAAUAAUAAAAAGAGCAGGAAUUGAAACAUUUGGGAAAAACGUGCUUGUCGCAGGAAGAUCCAAGAACGUGGGCAUGCCGAUCGCCAUGCUGCUGCACACGGAUGGAGAGCAUGAGCGCCCUGGAGGUGAUGCAACAGUGACAAUAGCGCACAGAUACACGCCCAGAGAACAACUGAAGGUCCACACUCAGCUGGCAGAUAUUAUCAUAGUGGCUGCAGGUAUUCCCAGGUUGAUUACAGCUGAUAUGGUUAGAGAAGGUGCAGCAGUAAUUGAUGUGGGCAUCAACUAUGUUCAAGAUCCUAUGACAGGAAAGACAAAACUAGUUGGAGAUGUGGACUUUGAAGCUGUUAAGAAGAAAGCCAGCUUCAUCACUCCAGUCCCAGGAGGUGUGGGACCCAUGACGGUGGCCAUGCUUCUGAAGAACACACUUCUGGCUGCCAAGAGCAUCAUUUACUAGAUCACACAGCAGAGUGCACACGACAAAGAGUACUGCUUAUUUAUUUAACAACCACCAAAUGCUUUCUAUUUUACUACAAAGCUAUUUAUUUCUACAUUGUAUUUAUUUUUUCAUGAGUGGAAUCAUUGUGGAAUUGAUUAUUUACACAACCUUAUGGAUUUCUUGCUAUAGAUUUUGAGUCUUAAGAAAUACAACAAAGCAAUUACAAUGACAAUUUGGAUAGCAAUUCUUACUUUAUGGAUAUUUGUCCAUAAUGUUAAAACAAAUGAAGAAUUCAUAUUUAAUAAAUAUAUUUUUGACAUAACCUAAAUAUCACUAACAGUAGGUUUUCAAAAACUUUUGUCAGCCAAAUGGGUGCCAUAUAAACUAUAGUUUGUCAUAACCUUGAUUUUUAAAUAUAGUUCAUAUCCUAGGUUAUCUGUUGAAAAAGAGAUCAUGUAUUAAGGGGAAGAUAGGAUGUUGAAAAUGAAGUUUUAAUCUCAGAUAUCUCCCAGCAUCCCACAAGGCAAUCCUAUUGACAUUUUAUUUAAGAAACAAAAACUAUUCAAGCAAAAGCUGCCAUGCUACUUGGAAAACUAAAAAAAAAAUUACUUGGUGUAAUAGAAGGGCAUGCCUAUUUAGUUCCCACAUUAUAUGUGUUAGGUUUCCUUAUCAUUCAUUUUACUUCACUAAUAAAAAUAGAAAAAUCUCAAAACAAAUGAAUGUAAAAAGUCAAACUAAAGUGACUUCCCCACAAAUAUCAACCAAAUGCAAUUGUGAGUCUGUCAUUAAGUAUAUAUCAUGGGGUAUAUUUAUUCACAGGAACAGAACACUCGUAGAUUUAUCAUGCUUUCAUUUUGUUAAAAUUGAACUCUGAGAUAUAACAAAAGCUAGGUUUUGUGCACACAUUUCUUUUCUUUUCCAGGAUAGCAUUUGAUGCUAAUUCAGACACCAUGCUUCUGAAUAAUCCAAAUUGGGAAAUCUCUGUGACUGUUAAUAAAAGGCUAUUUAAUGACUGGAUUUAUAUAAUUGGUACCGAGGUUUCAUGUCCCUAUCCCAGUAUGUUUAUGUAUUAGUAAUGGCUCUUGUUCAGUGCAUGUCUUCAUGACUGUGACUCUUGAUCCUUUGUGUGAAAAUGGACCAGCUGUUCAUAACUGUUCAAUAAAAGCAAUUUAAAGAA
Messenger RNA from Mesocricetus auratus (golden hamster), 4684 nucleotides. It is a transcript of the gene Mthfd2l, whose product is annotated as methylenetetrahydrofolate dehydrogenase (NADP+ dependent) 2 like. Lineage: Eukaryota; Metazoa; Chordata; Mammalia; Rodentia; Cricetidae. The transcript is spliced from 8 exons. The record is from RefSeq and is a predicted model, not a curated record. Bases 2656 to 3525 code for a protein of 289 amino acids. Gene Ontology annotation, cellular component: mitochondrion. Gene Ontology annotation, molecular function: methylenetetrahydrofolate dehydrogenase (NAD+) activity; methylenetetrahydrofolate dehydrogenase (NADP+) activity; methenyltetrahydrofolate cyclohydrolase activity. Gene Ontology annotation, biological process: tetrahydrofolate interconversion.